UGGCAGUGCUGCACUGCCCUGGGCAAGGUGCACACUAAUUAGCCCCGUGCCACCUCCAAGAAAGGUCAACAAUUCACCAAUUCUUAGAGUGAGAAAACAAGUAUCUUGUCUAACUCCUGCGGUGCAGCUAAGUGUGUGCCAGACUGAAUACUGAAGUAUUUUAAGUUUUAAAGUUUUUUAACUUUUAAUUCUUGAAGUUUUAAUCUUUCAGACUGUCACACUGAGAAGGAGAACCUCUGCGAGUUUUUCUCAAUGACUCUAUAGCCAACUGAUGUAACAAUGGUACUCAUAUUGGGACGCAGACUGAAUAGAGAGGAUAGCGGGAUACGAGAGUCCCCUGCAACCAAGCGGAAAGUUUUUGAAAUGGACCCAAAAUCGUUGUCAGGCCCUGAGUUUUUUGACUUCUCCUCGGGAUCAUCCCACGCAGAAAGCAUUCUCCAGAUCUUCAAUGAAUUCCGAGACAGCCGGCUCUUCACUGAUGUCAUCAUCUGCGUGGAGGGCCGGGAGUUCCCGUGCCACCGCGCCGUGCUCUCGGCCUGCAGCAGCUACUUCAGAGCCAUGUUCUGCAACGACCACAGGGAGAGCAGGGAGAUGCUGGUGGAGAUCAACGGCAUUUUUGCCGAAGCCAUGGAUUGCUUUCUGCAGUACGUGUACACGGGCAAGGUGAAAAUCACGACGGAGAACGUGCAGUAUCUGUUUGAAACGUCGAGUCUGUUCCAGAUCAGCGUUCUGCGCGACGCCUGCGCCAAGUUCCUGGAGGAGCAGCUGGAUCCUUGCAAUUGCCUGGGCAUCCAGCGCUUCGCAGACACGCACUCGCUCAAGACGCUCUUCACCAAGUGCAGGAACUUCGCGCUGCAGACCUUUGAGGACGUGUCCCAGCACGAAGAGUUCCUGGAGCUGGGGAAGGACGAGCUCAUUGAUUACAUUUGCAGCGACGAGCUGGUGAUCAGUAAGGAGGAGAUGGUGUUCGAGGCCGUGAUGCGCUGGGUGUACCGCGCCGUCGACCUGCGCCGGCCCGUGCUCCACGAGCUCCUGACACACGUCAGGCUCCCUCUCCUGCACCCCAACUACUUUGUUCAGACUGUAGAAGUGGACCAGCUGAUUCAGAAUUCCCCAGAGUGCUAUCAGCUGCUGCACGAAGCCAGGCGAUACCACAUUCUUGGAAACGAGAUGAUGUCUCCCAGAACUAGGCCACGCAGAUCAACUGGUUAUUCUGAGGUGAUAGUUGUUGUUGGAGGCUGUGAACGAGUUGGAGGCUUUAAUUUGCCAUACACGGAGUGCUAUGAUCCUGUGACAGGAGAGUGGAAGUCACUGGCUAAACUUCCAGAGUUUACCAAGUCUGAGUAUGCGGUGUGUGCUCUGCGGAAUGAUAUUCUUGUUUCAGGUGGAAGAAUCAAUAGCCGAGAUGUCUGGAUCUAUAACUCUCAACUUAACAUUUGGAUCAGAGUUGCCUCCUUAAAUAAAGGCAGAUGGAGACAUAAGAUGGCUGUUCUUCUGGGCAAAGUGUACGUGGUGGGAGGAUACGACGGGCAGAACCGGCUGAGCAGUGUGGAGUGCUACGACUCCUUCUCCAACCGCUGGACUGAGGUGGCUCCCCUGAAGGAGGCUGUGAGCUCCCCAGCUGUCACCAGCUGUGUUGGCAAGCUCUUUGUCAUUGGGGGUGGCCCUGAUGACAACACCUGUUCUGACAAGGUUCAGUCAUACGAUCCUGAUACUAAUUCCUGGUUGCUCCGUGCCACCAUCCCCAUUGCCAAGAGGUGCAUCACGGCUGUGUCCCUGAACAACCUGAUCUACGUUGCUGGUGGACUCACCAAAGCCAUUUACUGCUAUGACCCCAUUGAGGACUACUGGAUGCAUGUACAGAAUACAUUCAGCAGACAGGAGAAUUGUGGCAUGUCUGUGUGUAAUGGAAAGAUCUAUAUCCUUGGUGGAAGACGGGAGAAUGGUGAAGCCACAGACACUAUUCUUUGUUAUGACCCUGCAACGGGCAUUAUCACAGGAGUAGCAGCCAUGCCCAGGCCAGUAUCGUAUCAUGGCUGUGUGACCAUUCAUAGAUAUAAUGAAAAAGGCUUUAAACUGUAAUUUAUUUUUUUCUUGAAAAAAGAAGAAUGAAUCCAGUGGUCUGCUGCAAGACAGGCUUUUUAAAGAUUCCUGAAGUGGGAAUUCCCUGCCUAAGUGUCGUAUGAAAAUGAUAUCCUGUGCCUUUAGAAAAAGGGUUAAUUUAACUUACCAAACAAGUCUACAAACCUAUCCAGUAACCAGAGUUCAGUUAUAUCUGCUGUGGGCUCUGAUAUGAGAGCAGGACCUUGCACAGUGAUCAGAAAGUUUACCCUAUGUGUGAUUAGUAAUUAAAAUCUUGAAAGCUUUUUGGGGAAAGUGCCUUCAGCAUUUGUGCCUGUGUCUUUAAAAGCAAUAUUUUCAAGGUUUCUGGUUCUGCUUAUAGGAAAAAUGCAUAUGCAAGUAAAUCCCAAAGAAUCAUCUAGAAUAAUUAUCUAUAAUUUAUAAAGCUCAAUUAUAAUUCAUAUGCAUCAUUCUUACAAGCAGAUUACUUGGCUUAACCAAGUAGGAUUUUUUGUCAGAUCAUGCAUGGGUCAGAAUGUAAAAAGAAAACCCCACAAAAAAACCAAACCACCUACAAAACAAGCUACAUUGGACAAAACAAGAAUCUUUGAGGAAUGCUUUCUUCUGAAGGAGCAACUGGUUAUUUGGUGAGCCACUACAAUGCACUGUGAUGAUUGUGUACCUUAACCCUGUGGAACUUAUUCAUAGUGUUGAUAAAUGUCCAGAAAAGUACAAGGCUACAUGACAUGGAAAACCAGUGGGUUCAGGCAUGCAUCUGUGAGGUAAAGUUUGAAUCACAGUUUUUACCUUUCUGAAUAGCAUGGCUGAAGGCUGAAAGUUACUGGGUUCACUCUUUACUCACUGCAGUGUCUAAACUAUUUAAGAAAUAAAAGGAUGUUGAAUUCUGGAUUCUCCCAGUUUUCUGAAUUACAUUAUAAAUUACCUGAUGAUAGAGGUGGGGACUUUGACUUUGUACCCUACAGCUUAUAAAUUGGUCUUUUGCAUAUCUCAUCUGCAGAGAUGACAGAGUAUCCAGUAAGUAUUUCUUGGCCACAGAUAAAGAAGUCUGGAAAGGUCCCUCCUUUCACCAGAAAAAUAUCUGUAGACCUGUCCAUGUAGCCAUAUGAUGUGUUUUAGAUGAUUUUGAAGCCUAGGAAGCACCUGUAUUUUGAUAUACCAUCAUUAUUGGGUUUUUCAGUAAAGGUAUUUUUUAAAAUCCUCCCUAGAUUUCUGUACCAGGACUCCUUAUUUCCAGUACACAGUUGUACAGUUGAGGCACAAAGUUCAUAAAAACUGAAAUAGCACUUGGGAGUUGGAAAAUUAAUACAAUUGUCAGUGUACCAAUUUCCUGUAAAUCACCAAAAACCUCAGAACUGCCUUUCAAAGGAAUUCUGAGGACAGCAGCCAGUAGGGAAGUUGGUCAGUGCCAGGGCAGAAAAAAACCCAUAAAACUCCUGCAGAGCCAAGCCCUGGCCUCAGGGUUCUGGUCUAUGUGCCUGCUCAGGAGGGUGAAAACAAGCACCAUCUCUGGAACAUUGUUUGUUCCACUGCACUUUCCUCAUCUGUUUUCCCAGAGUAUUUCUUCAUGAGAUGGAAAUUCUGACCCUCAGUGAAGUUAUGCCAAACGGAGUCACCAUUUUCAGUAACAUGGUCAUGAGUUUUAAAGAGCACUGGGAGCUGCACUUUUGAGAUGCAUUAACUUGUAACCUCAGGAAAGGACACAGAUUUCGGUUUCUGGCUGAAUACCAAACACUGCUUUGGAUACAGUAAGAAUACUGAUAAAAUAUAGAUCAUUGCAUAUCAGUGAUGUAAUCAGGAGGUCAGUCUCCGAGCAUGUACAUUCACAUUGACCUAAAAAGAAAAUCCCUUGGUAAUAUAAAGCAAAUGAAUCAGAUAAAUUAAUCCUUUUCUAAGUUUCAUCUGUUUCUGCUCACAAGUUUUACUUUGAAAUGGCAAUUUCAGUACCUGUGAAUAAGGUCUGUUGAUUGCAAUGGCAAUUGCCCUGUAAGUGAUUUUAUGUACUAACAGUGUAUAUAGCUUGUGCCAUCAUUGUAAAUGAAAAUGUCAAAGACUAUAGGAGCACUUCAUUAGAGAUGCAAUUUGAAAAAUAUCCUCCUUUUCUUUGAUUUCCUCUUGUUUGUAUUCAGACUUGUAAUGUUGUCAUGCUAUACUGUUUUUAAACAGUACUUAUUCUGUAGGUGUAGAACAGUGUCAUUUAAUCUGUUUAUAAUACUGCACUACUCUGUAAAUAACAAGAUACUGCUUUCCAUGGUUUUGAAGAUUCAUUUUAUAGUUUAGUUGUCUUUUCUUAACAGUUUAUGUCCUGUUACUGUUACCUGUUUUUGAAAAUGACAGUGUUUAAUGAACCAGUAAAUGCAGAAAUGUAGAUGCAGAAAACCUCUGCUUACAGUUCUUGAGAACCUGUAUCAAAGCUGAACAGUUACAGGUGUGGAGCACUGCUAAAUGGCAGUUACUUAUGCAAUGAUUUCUUUAAAACAGGCAGUGAGUUUUUCUUCUUGCUUGUUUACUCUGUAAAUAAUUUGCACUUAUGGCCUGCUCUGUUACAACAGUUAUUUUCAGAUGUACUAGAAAAGAACAAUUUGACCUUGAUUUAAUGAAAACGUACCAUUUUUCUAGAAGGAUGCAGUAAUUUGGAAGUUGUAUUCCUGAGCCACUUGUUCUCCAAUGCAUUUCACUUAGGUAUAGAUGGAUUCAAAGAUUUAACCUCUCACUCUUGUGCAUAUCUAGUUGCUUGCACUUUAUGGGCUUGAGCAGCACACUGGUUUUAGUUUUUUGCUUUGUCUCAGCUAGGAGAGAAAAUUAUUAAUGUCAUCUACUAUAAUCAAAAUAUUUCCAUCAUAAAUGGUAGUAGGUUUGGUAGCUCUAGAGCACCUGCACAAAGACGUAAAUUCAGUCCAACCAUACAUAUGAGGGCUCAAGCAUCUCCAAGUCACACCUGAAAAACAAAUUCUAAGAAUUGUCUUCACUCUGCUAAACAGAAAUGAGCAAAUAUUUUUCUUCUCUAUUUUGAUGUUCACUUCUGUUCUUAUCAGUAUGAUGUUAAUUGAAAAGACAGUUGAUGCUUUGUUGCAGUCAGGCUUCUGGAAGGUUCUGAAUCACAUACUGAUCACUGCAGCACAUGCAGCCUCUAGGCCUUGGCUUGUGGCUGAAGCAUUCCCCUUUUACAGCCAUCAGCCACAGAACAUUGCCUGGUAAUCAUGUAGUUGUGCCUGUAGACUCCCUCCUUUGGAGUGGUUAAGUAGACAUAAUUUGUGGAAUCUCUUCCAUGUUAUACUGUGUGUCUGAUAUGCAUUUGGGGGAUUGGGCACUGUGCUUUCCCCUCCAGCACCAAGGGGUCCAGAUUAUACUGUUUUUUCUUUUGACUGGCACCAAUGCAGCUGUCAUCCAAGAUAGCUUUGUUUGUACUCUGUUGAAGCAGAGAUUUUAAUGCAGAUUAUGUUGAUGUGGACCCUAAUUUACUGAAGCUUUUUAAAUAGUAUUUUUAACAUGGCAAAGUUUUGAGAGAGGCAGAUGAUGGAGAAAGAGGAAAUGCUCACCUGGGCAGAGAUUCAGAGGAAGCUCUGGUCACUUGUGCUUGAGAGCAAGGAUACUACUGCCUGCUCAGUUUCUUCCUCGAAGUAGUUGAGUUCACCUCAUUAUCUUAGGUAAACACUUAGUUUGUCCUGUUUUUCUGUGACUUGCUGCAAGGACAGAACAAGAAGCAGGCCCACUCACUGUGACUUGAUGUUUCCCCCUGCCCGAGGCACAGGGGAGGUGCGGGUCAGCAGAACCCGAGCUGAGUCCAGCUCCAGAAAGCAGAGACAGGAGAAAUGCAUUGGAGCAUCCAGCCUCAGAGAUGGCAGGAGCAGACCUUGUGUGUUUGGGGGUUGUAGUUUGGCUGGGCUUGCUGAAACCAAGGUGUUCAGGAUGCUCAUAAGUUUGCAAUUCCAGAUGCUGAAACUCAGGUGCUGAAAAUGUUUCACAUUUGUCAAUUCACUCAACUCAGCUGGAGCAAUAAAGAUGCAGAUAUGCUCAUGGUGCGCUAGUGGCAAUGCUCAGGAAAGCCAGGGGUUCAUUUUUCUGAAUUGCCCAAAUAGACAAGUAGCUGUGGGGUUCUUUUUUACCACUGAAGAUGGGAAAACUCAAUUCAAAAGCAUUAAGAAUCUCACAAGACUUGAUUACAAUGAGGCACAACAAAUAUUUUCAUCUGAAUGUAGUCUCAUGUACACAAGAAAUUGCUAAUGAAAUUACUUGUUGUGCCUGGUUAAAAAAUUGAGCACUAUAUAGUCAGAAAAGGAGCCUAGAGGGUAAGAUGACAUUUCUGAGCAGAAACCUGAUAUCUGGUUGGGGGCCAAGUAGUGCUUUGGGUUUGGUAAAAUAUGUUUAGCACACAAGUUCUCAGUAUGGAAUUAUUUCAGAUGGCAUUAAUUAAAAUGGAUCAUGACUUGCCACAAAGCAGCAGCCUCCCACCAAGCCCAAACCAGCUGUGACUCUGUGUUCUCUGCUCGCUGCCUUUGUGUCACACACAAGUUCAUGAUAACGCUACUGUCUAAGAACUGUAAGCUAUUUGCAGGAAUAUUUCUUUUUUUCUACUGUAGAGAUCCAGUCUAUGCUGAUAUUUUAUGUAUGCACAUCUGUAUGUGAAUUAUUUUGUGGUCAUUCUCUGAUAGUGCUGUUACAAGUGAUGCACAUAACAGCCCUGUGUACAACUUGUUAAUAGUGUAAUUAGGGCUUCGUUUGUAUGAUUAGCUCCAAAGAAAAUAAUGUGCAUUAAUUUCGAAAAUACCUGUGCCUUGAAUUCACCUAUAUUUUUAUCUAUUGUGAAAAAGAGCUUGGAUUACUCCUUCCAGUUUGUUACCUUUAUUAUGAUUGGUCUUACUGUCCAGACUGUUACUAUCCUCCUAGGAGAAAUAAAUCUUGCCAUUCAUUAAUUUGAACAGUUAAUCUUCUUGUUUAGAACAUGCCUAGAAUGCUUCCAUUAUUACAGUACUAUGGCAGAUUUAAUCUAGGGAAAUCAGUAUUUGUUUUUUUCUGUUUCUUUGUUUCCAGCACACCUCAGUGACAAAGGACUGAGUUUAGUCUUUGACUUCCUGUCCUUAAUAUGCAAUUUCUUAUAUUAGUCAGUAGCCUCUGUGAUAUUUCUGAACUCUCUGAAGUCAUCAACCUUUUGUUCAAGAUACAAAAUAUGAAGCAAUAAUGUGGUGCAGCAUGGCAAUAAGCAAACCAAGAGACUUGAAUGUAAUGUACUGUUACUAAUUUCAUCUGUGUAAAUGCUGGACCUAUGAGUCAUUCUCCUUUUGGUGCACCUGUAGCACUUUGGAGUUGGAUUAAUAGGAACUACUUGGCCAUGGAAAGAGAGUUUACCUCCUGAACUGUUACUCAUAUUUUCGCCUGAAAUCAUAUUUUGAUUUUCCUUUUUUUGCUGAGGAAAACAGCAGUUCUUGUUAUUCCUUGCCAGUUCCUUUAUUUACUGAAACAUAAAAGCUGUAGUUCCAUGGAGAGCUGAUCUUGCCCUCAAGAACAGCCUGGUGCAGCACAAAUGACAUGUGAACAGGAAAGCUCAGACCACUUACUGUGUGCCAGAGUCAAUGUAACGGAUCUCACAAAUAACAUAAAGGUCUUCAGAUUGUGCUGACAGUAGAAAAGUGAUUUUGUAAUGUAGCACAAUUGCAAUAACACCUGUUAUAUUUAAAUAUACUUCUUGCAUAAUUCUUUGAAAGUUUUUUAAAGUUCAUUGUAUCUAAUAAACAUUUGCCUUUUGAAUA
Messenger RNA from Sturnus vulgaris (Common starling), 7826 nucleotides. The record is from RefSeq and is a predicted model, not a curated record. NCBI's taxonomy places the organism in Eukaryota, Metazoa, Chordata, Aves, Passeriformes, Sturnidae.